Messenger RNA from Danio rerio (zebrafish), 2974 nucleotides. Lineage: Eukaryota; Metazoa; Chordata; Actinopteri; Cypriniformes; Danionidae. The record is from RefSeq and is a predicted model, not a curated record.
CCAAUCACAAACUGGCCAAUAGGAAGAAGUAUGUUGAGUCCUAUAAAAAGCUUUGGAUUUGAAGCUGGAGAAACAAGAGACCGACUUGAGAGAAUGAGAAGGGACAGUAGAUUGUGAAACGAACGUGAAGUCUAGUUAAUCUUAACAUUUUGUAACGUCUUUUAAAGAGUUUUAUCAUGAGCUCUAAUCUUGUGAAGUCUCUUGCUCGGGUUUAUGACCCCAAACCACUUCAUGCUCAAAAACGGCAUAACAGUGGAAGAGCCGGAGCAAGAAGAGCUUCGCUUUCAACCUCAAACAAAUGCUCAUCUUCACCAGUUUUGGAUCAGCCUACUUCAAAAUCUUCUCUAGUACAUAUUGAAGGACAAGUCAAUGAUCUGAGCGGUAAGAUGGACAAACUCCUCGCCCUGCAGGAGGCAUCUCUGAAACGGCUAGAUGCCAUUGGGCAGGAACAUAGCACAGGUGGACGCAGUGUUGAGCAGAUGUUGUGUGAUGUGCGUGUCGUCAUUGAAACUGUUAGAGAAAAGGAGGAACAGCAGGAUCAGCGGCUUGAUGCUUUGGAGCGACUGGUCAGCAGCAUUCAGCAGGUUGUCAGUUUUGUUGCUGAGGCGUUGAAACAAGAGAGUUUGGCCGAUCACUUGAAAAACACAAACUCAAAAUCCAGCAGCAGGUUUAGAGAAAAGGAUGGGAAGGAGAAAUCUAAAGGGUACCCAAAAGGGUUGAAAACCCAGAAGAAAAAGAAGCCACUAGAUGCAUCAGAUUCAGUCCAGGCUGGUUUUGAAGAAGUGCAAAAGCUCAACCAACAGAACAAUCAGCUUUCUCAAUGCACAGCAGAGACAGCAGCCGGCACAUCCACGCAACUAGAGAUUAUUAAAGAGGCACAAACAACAGAGAUAUUCAGGGAAAUAAAAGAUGAUGCACAGCAGGCAGUGGUGGAAGAAGAGACAAGAGAGAAAGAAAGCAUUGCAGAAUUACUGCAGGUAACAGGAGAGGAUAAAAAGGAGGAAGAAGAAAGAGUACAGAAAGAAGAGGAUAUAAGGUUAACAGAGGAAAGCCAACUAGCUGCUCCAACUUCAUCUGGACAGAAUGAUAAAAUCAUCACAGCCACACCAGAAAGCUGUGAGGAGAAUCUGGAAAUAAUUUUGAGCACUAAGAGGCAUGUAAGUGACGAGUCUCUGACAGAUGAUCUUAAAAAAAGCAGAGUGGAAGAGGAAGAGGAGGAGGAGAAAGAAUUGAAGGAGGAGGAAGAAGAGGCGGGGCUUGAAGCUGCAGAGGCAGGACCAGAGGAGGAGACGGAAGAGGAGAGGAAAGAUGCUGAAGCAGUGACUGAUGAAUAUGUCAUUGAUUCUUCCCCUCCUCCACCUGCACCAUUUGAGCAUCGUCUUGUGUCAACCAAAACCCACCAGAUUACCAGCUACUACAACAUCAAUAAGGAGGAAGUUCUUGGAGGAGGACGGUUUGGCAUAGUGCACAAAUGUGAAGAGAAGUCCUCCGGCCUCAUAUUAGCAGCCAAGAUCAUCAAAGCCAGGAGUCAGAAAGAGAAGGAGGUUGUAAAGUGUGAGAUUGAAGUGAUGAACCAGUUAAAUCAUGCCAAUUUAAUCCAGCUCUAUGCCGCCUUUGAAUCGCGGCAUGAAAUCACUCUAGUGAUGGAGUAUGUUGACGGUGGAGAGCUAUUUGAACGGAUCAUAGAUGAAAACUACAAGCUCACUGAGUUGGACACAGUGCUGUUCAUCAGACAAAUCACUGAAGGCCUUCAGUACAUGCACAAGAUGUACAUUUUACACCUUGACCUAAAGCCUGAAAACAUUCUCUGUAUCAGUCGAGAAACAAACAAGGUCAAGAUAAUCGACUUUGGACUUGCAAGAAGAUAUAAACCCAGGGAAAAGUUGAGGGUGAACUUUGGCACGCCUGAGUUCUUGGCUCCUGAAGUCAUCAACUAUGAAUUUGUCUCAUUCCCGACUGAUAUGUGGAGUUUAGGUGUCAUCACGUACAUGCUGCUUAGCGGUUUGUCUCCGUUCCUGGGUGAGGAUGACAAUGAGACGCUAAACAACAUCCUGGCAUGUCAGUGGAGUUUUGAAGAAGCAGAGUUUGCUGACAUCUCUGAGGAGGCCAAAGACUUUAUAUCGCGCCUGCUUGUGAAGAGCAAAAGUUGGAGAAUGAGUGCGUCUCAGUCCCUGAAACACCCAUGGCUUUCAGACCGAGGGCUUCACUACCGUCUGCAUCAUAAGAAAAACAAGUGUCACUCUUCACAUGCACCUCCACCAGAGGGUUAAAAAGAAUUGAUCAUUGGCUGAUCAUCCUGAUCCUGUGGUGACAAACUGGACCAAUACUGUUGUAAUUGAACAACUACACAACAUCUGUUUAAUACUACAGUCGCAUACUGUACUGUACUGAACUGUACCGUACAAUAUCUAUUACCUAUUUACCUCAACCUUUAACGAAAACAUAUAUACAACACAUCAAAAAUACUGCUCAUCACUUGUGAUACAAACACAAAUCACCUUUUUGUAAAAUAGUAGCCAUUUAGGACUCUAUGAUGAACCUGUGCUUCAGUCCUGGUUUAGGUUGGUUUUAACAGUCUGUUAGUUGUUGUCUUAUGAAGAAAAAAAAGAUAUACAGUUAAUUGGUCCUGGUUUUAUCUUGAAUGUGCACUUUACAAUAGGACUGGAUUGGAUAAAGAAUGUUAAGCCCAAAGUAUACUUUUUAUGUGUACAAUUCUAAAGGCACAGGUAUACUUCAUUUUCCACAUUCUGCUCUGUCUCAAGGACGGUUGUGUCCACUCAGCUUUCAAAUGAUAAUCAGCUCGGAAUUAAGAUGAAGACCUUUAGCAAAUAUAUUGUAAUGUGGACAGUGCACAAAAUAGAACAGAAUCUUGGAAGGCUGAAGUACAGUUGAAGUCAGAAUUGUUAGUUCCCCUGUAUUAUUAGAGCCCCUGUUUAUUUUUUUCCCCAAAUUCUGUUUAUUGGAGGGAAGAUUG